Molecule: messenger RNA, 1627 nt
Organism: Anguilla anguilla (European eel)
Lineage: Eukaryota; Metazoa; Chordata; Actinopteri; Anguilliformes; Anguillidae
Product: cytochrome c oxidase assembly factor 8
Exons: 6
Coding region: 36-674 (212 amino acids)
Biological process (GO): intrinsic apoptotic signaling pathway
Cellular component (GO): mitochondrion
Source: RefSeq, a predicted model, not a curated record
CCAGCUACCGCUAGCCCAGCUAGCAAGCUAGCAACAUGAACCUGAGUGCCUUUAGACUACGUCACUCUCGGUUGGAACCAGUGGCCGUAGCAACAGGAACACUAUUCAUGAGUUGCCUUCCUAGACUCCGGCCGAUCAGGAACGUGUGUGUCAGUCGUCGAACACACCGCACGCACGAGCCAAACAACGGUCAGAACCAGAAGACAGCCAAGAGGUCCAGUUUUGCACCUGUUGCUAGCUCCAAGCAUGACUGGAUUGGCCCCCCAGACAGGCUGUCAAAUCUCCGGCCAAUCAUAUACCAUAUCCCUGAAAAUGAGAGUUCACUUGAGAGACGUUUAAGGCACCUCAGACAAGAGACCGAGGACUGGAACCAUCAAUUCUGGUCAAGUCAGAAUGUCACUUUCAGCAAGGAAAAAGAUGAGUUUAUUCAUAGGUUCCUGAAGGCAAACGGCCUAAGUCGUAGAGAUGAGAACGGGAGGAAGAGAAUGCUGAGCACUGAAGACAUGGCAGUUUUUUACAAAGACUUCUUGGAAAAGAACUGCACCAAACACUCCAAUUAUAACAAGGAAUGGUAUAAACGCAACUUCACCAUCACCCUUCUCAUGGGGAGAGUGGUCCUUCACAGGGCCUGGCGGAGACUGAAGGGGAGAUGGAGUGGCCCCUCGCUGACAUAAUUCUCAAUAAAGUUGGUGCCUGCACACUUACUGCCUGCUUGGAUUGUGUCUGAUGAGGAGUUUGAUGACUUCAAGAGGACAGCAUGGGUAUUUUCACAACAAAGGACAAAAUUUUGUGUGAAUGCAUAUAGAUUAAAUGUCUCUUAAAACUUUUUGUGAAUUUGUGAGCACAGUCUUUGUUUCACGAUCUUGUGUCUCAUCACAAAUUGUUCACAUGUGGUCAUGGCACAUUCUGGUUUUCAGCCUGCUUGCUCAUGUAGGCAAGUUUUCAUGGUGCACAAACAGCUAAACUCAUUUUGAAUCCGAUAGCAAAUCCGCCAUCCAGGUGGGUGGAUCUAAAACUCCCAAGUUUGUUCUACAGAAGUGUUAUUCAUGCUCUUUAUAAUUUCAUUAAAUUUGGAAGAUGUGAAUGGGCUUAGUGAUUUAGAAUUUCAUUUAAUUAAUCAGUUAUCAUUGUACUUGCUUUCCUUUACAGACAUACAGAUUGUAUUAGUUCAUAGCACCGUCCUGACAAUGAUGCCAGAAGCACAUAAGAUCGCAUUUUCAAAUUGAAACAAAAUGGUCUAUGCUGUUUUAACCCUGGAUCGUAAGUGUAUUACCUUUUGGCAAUUGUUAACUGGUUUAUUAGUGCUAGCUAUUUAAAAAGGGAAGUUUAGUGUUAUGGAUAAACAAAGGUGCUUUAGCAGUAACAGCGAAAAUGACUUUACGUUUCAUGCUAUUGCGGUUUAGUAAUACCCUUACAACUUUCUUACUAACGCCAAGCAUUAACUGGGGAAAAUAUGACACGAGUCAUUAGUAUGCAUGAAAGGCCGGAGACUCCGACAAAGAUGCUCUGUGACAAAAUGUAAAUAGCCUGAAUGUCUGUAAAUACCUAAAUGUACAUAAAUGUAUUGGGAAUUUGCCCUUUAAUGAAGAAACUAUCUAUUUGAAGAAAUAAAUAACGCUGAACAAAA